This is a messenger RNA of Motacilla alba alba, 4518 nucleotides long. It is a transcript of the gene DIPK2A, whose product is annotated as divergent protein kinase domain 2A. The transcript is spliced from 3 exons. Gene Ontology annotation, cellular component: COPI vesicle coat. The record is from RefSeq and is a predicted model, not a curated record. Bases 148 to 1437 code for a protein of 429 amino acids. NCBI's taxonomy places the organism in Eukaryota, Metazoa, Chordata, Aves, Passeriformes, Motacillidae. Gene Ontology annotation, biological process: regulation of phosphatidylinositol 3-kinase/protein kinase B signal transduction; cardiac muscle cell proliferation.
CCCCCUCCCCGCCGGCCCCUCAGUAACUUGGCCGCCUUUUAUCGGGCGGGCGGCGAGGCGGGGAGUUUAUUGGAGCCGGAGCCGCGGCGCGGCCGGGGCGGGCAGCGAGCUCGGCGGAGGGCGGGGGGCCCGGCGCGGCCCGGGACGAUGCUGCGGCUGGUGUCGCUGAAGUUGGGGCGGCUGUACCGCUACGUGAAGCUGGCGGUGCUGGGCAGCCUGGCGGCGGCGCUGGUGCUGAACACGCACUCGCUGCUGGCCUCGCUGCAGCGCAACGAGCUGUCGGAGCGGCGCUUCCUGCAGCUCAAUAAGUGCCCGGCCUGCUGGGGCACCAGCUGGUGCCGCAAGUUCCUCAACGGGCAGCUGCGGCUGGAGAGCUGGGGCCGCCUGCGCCUGCUGGACUUCUUCAACGUGAAGAACGUGUACUUCGCGCGGUACGGGGAGCCCCGCGAGGGCUCCCGCCGCGUCGUGCUGAAGCGCCUGGGCUCGGCGCAGGAGCUCGCCGACAUCGACACCAAGAUCUGCCGCCGCGCCACCGGCAGGGGCCGCUGCGACCUGCUGCAGGCGCUGCCCGCCACCGAGUUCGCCAGCCUGAACGGCGACGUGCGGCUGCUCACCCCCGGCGCCGUGGAGGGCUGGUCCGACCUGGUGCACUGCCCCUCGCAGCGCCUGCUCGACCGCCUGGUGCGCCGCUACGCCGAGACCAAGGACUCGGGCAGCUUCCUGCUGCGCAACCUCAAGGACUCGGAGCGCAUGCAGCUGCUCAUCACCCUCGCCUUCAACCCCGAGCCGCUUGUGCUGCAGAGUUUUCCAUCUGAUGAGGGUUGGCCAUUUGCGAAGUACUUGGGAGCAUGUGGAAGGAUGGUGGCUGUCAACUACGUGGGAGAAGAGCUGUGGAGUUACUUCAAUGCACCGUGGGAGAAACGAGUGGAUCUGGCCUGGCAAUUAAUGGAAAUAGCUGAGCAGCUGACAAAUAAUGACUUUGAAUUUGCACUCUACCUCCUUGAUGUCAGCUUUGACAACUUUGCAGUGGGACCAAGAGAUGGGAAAGUUAUCAUUGUAGAUGCAGAAAACGUUCUGGUGGCAGACAAAAGAUUGAUCAGACAGAAUAAACCUGAGAACUGGGACGUGUGGUACGAGAGCAAGUUUGACGACUGUGAUAAAGAAGCUUGUCUGUCCUUCUCUAAGGAGAUCCUUUGUGCUCGUGUCACUGUGGACCACAACUAUUACGCCAUUUGUCAGAACCUUUUGUCCAGACAUGCCACGUGGCGAGGCACCUCGGGGGGGCUCCUGCACGACCCCCCAGCUGAGAUUGCCAAAGAGGGGCGCCUGGAGGCCCUGCUGGAUGAGUGUGCCAACCCAAAGAAGAGAUACGGCCGGUUCCAAGCCGCCAAGGAACUGCGGGAGUACCUUGCACAGCUCAGUAACAACGUGAGGUAGUCCACAGUGAAAUUCUUUUGCAACACUGGCUAAAACACUAUUGCAAAGACACGCAGAAAACAGAAGUUUUGGACUCUGUUAAAAAGAGAGCAUAAAAAAACCCUAGUUUAUCAGUUUUCUAAAUACUGUAAAAAUAGAAUUUUAUGGUGUUAUAAUGUUCCUUUGCAAACAAACAAGGUACUUACUGAAUUAAAACUUGAGCUACUAUUGACUGUCCUCCCUGACUGUUUAAAAGGGAGUAGGUCACAAAAGACUGUGAUAGCUUAAUUGACAGCUUGUGUGUCAAAGGGUACUUUACCUAAAACUGCAUUAGUGUCACAGUUUUGUGAAACUGAUGUUCUUACUUGGAAAGUCAAGUUUGACUGGUGGCCUGUUUUAAAGGCCUUUUUCCUGACAUCAUUGUCUCAUUUUUGUGUUUAUUUAAACACCUUGAAGUGGCAUUUACAUCCAGGUAAACCUAGCUGUCUGCAUUGUUUCAAACUGAACAGGCUUUCAUGUUAAUGCUGUGCAGAACAUUCCUACUGUGAGUGCAGAAUUCCUGAGUUUACUGUCUGAUUUUAGGGGGUUUUACACUGUAUUUUACUAUGCUUAGACAUUGUGGUUUGUUUUUUUAAGAUGAUCAUAAGCUCAAAUCUCACUUGAACUAACAUUCAUUUAAUGUCUUCUGUGGUUCUAUCAUUGGAAAUAUCACUUAAUGUAGCUAUUGUACAAAACUUACCCUUCAUGCCAGUAUAUACACUAGGCUGUUUAACAGAAAAUCAUGAUAUGAGCAAACUCUUAUUUUUAACAGAUAAUUUGAAAAUUGGAAAGACACUACAACAAAAAGAUCUGUGUUGAUUUACAUUUGGGAUAGAAGAUUGACUAAAAGUAAAAAAAAAUCACUAAUCUGAUGUAGUUUUAGUGUAAGCCAAAGAAAAUGGUUUUGUUUACUAGUUUUUUGAACAUACAGUAAACUAAGAAUGUUAUACUGUAGUGAAACGAAUAAUUUUCAAAAUUCAGAUUUUGGUGGUCCUUGACUGCUUUAUGAAGAACUUCUGAAACUGUGUACUUAUGCUGGAGAAAACCCUAAUUUGAAUAGUGUCAAGCAAGUUAGCAGUUUGUUUUACAUCCUUCCUAAGUGUGUUGAAUGGAAUUUUCUGAAUAUUCAUCUUUUGGUUUACCAGUAAGCUGUACUCACUCUAGGUACUUUUCUUGAACUAAGUUUAGCUAUUCCCAGUACAGUUGAAAUUGACUUGUUGAGGUUUGUGUAAAUAUGGAGUUGUUCUCAUAAAUCACAGUUUUUAUAAAAGCCUCAGUUACUGCUACAAGAACUCACUUGAAAGCUUGCUCCUCGUUGCUCCUCAGUUUUUGGUUUUGCUUUUUUCUUUUUUUUUUUUACAACUACUAUGCUUAAUUUUCCUGAAAUCUUGUUCAUGCAAAGAUGCUCUUAGGAAAUGUGUGCAUAUUACUUCUGGUAACAGUAAUAUGAAGUAGACAAAUAUUUCUUAAAUGAGUGUAUAAAACACUAUUUUGUACAAGCUAAACUUAAUUCUGAGCAAGGUAACGUGUGCUACUUCCAAGAGCAGAGCUGCUCUGCCUCCUGCACUGCAUCGGAGCCUAAUGGAAAUUGUUCUGCAGGUGAGGAAAAUGGCAAACUCCCUGACUUGCCCUCCUUUCUGAAAGCUCCUGGAGCCACACAGAGAUGCAGAGUGCUCUUUGAUUUCUUAGGUUAUUGUAUUUUGAGGACAUGGUUUAAUGGUGAACAUGGUGGUGGUGCUGGGUUGCUGGCUGGACUUGUUGAUCUUAAAGGUCUUUUCCAAUUUUAAAGAUUCUAUGAUUAAGGAUAUUUUGGAAUAGGAAAUUCUCACUCUUAUGUCAUCGUUGCCUCUGUAGUCUUAAUUUGUUCCCAGUCCUUUGUCUUGUUUUUUGAAGGUAGAAUGCCCAGUGCAGCUUUUAAUUUUAAUUUCUCCCCUCAUUUGAAGAGUUUUUUGUGCUUGUUCUGGCACAAGCUGUUGGAGAACAGUCAUGUUACUUUUCUUCAUAAAAUCCACUUAUUUGAAGAAAAUAGACUAACCCUCAGACUAGGUACUACGAUGCCUUAAGUUUUAGCUUUCAUAUUUUCCAGAUUCUGUACUGCAUUAGUAUAUAACGCUGAACUUCAUAUAAAGUGUUAGCAAGUUCUCUUCACAGUUUAGUCAGACAAAACAAUCCUUUUCCAGCCCAAGAACCAAGGACACCGUUGCAGCUUCAGGCACUAAAAGUGUAAACAGGGAGCUGAGGAGAGCAAUCUGGGAGGAUGGGACUGCAUAACCUGGAGCUGUGAUUGGACAAUUGACCCCAACAUGGAAAUGGACCAAAACUUAUAAAAGUGGGAAAACUCUUGGCCUGGUGUCCAUGUUGGGUGGAGCCACUUGUAUUGCCAAGGGUGUAUCCUUUGAAGGCCUUUUAAUAAAUCCCUACUUUAUUCCUUUAACACUGUCUAGCCUCUUUAACACUGUUUUAGGUCGCCUCUCAAGGCAUCACUACCACCCUACCAUAAAAGCCUUGACUUAGCACUACAGUUGAGUUUUAAAUGUCUACCACAUUUUCCAAAGAGAGAGUGGACUGUGAUUGUUGAAGUUGUGAAAGAAUCAAACACUGCCAGUUUUGGUUACUACUUGAGUCAGUUCUGUGACUGUCAGAAUGUUCUCUUAGAUUUUGUUUGGGGUUUAAUCCCUCCAGAAACAAGUUACUAAAGCCACUUGUAAAAGGAACUUGGAAGUUAAAGGAAGAUAAACCCCAAAACCCCCACUACAACAAAAACACUACAGGGAAAACAUUGUGGAGAGCAAUAAAUCUUGUUCCAUUUGCACCUGUCAGAUAUUUAUUGUACAAUAACAAUUUAUAUUUUUAGUCAUUGCCCAUUAUUAUUGAUGAACAUGGUGAAAUAUUUUUGAAUGAGAUGUUUGGGGUUUGUAUGUGCAUUAAAAUUGUCCUUUUGUACUGUAAGUUACUGUUUGUUUGGAAUACUUUAUCAAAACUGUCUCCCUGUGCCUUUAUAUUACGAGAAAGUUGUUUCUGCAACUUCUAAUGAUAUUAAUAAAGAAUACUUUAAGAACCUCA